Molecule: messenger RNA, 306 nt
Organism: Talaromyces rugulosus
Lineage: Eukaryota; Fungi; Ascomycota; Eurotiomycetes; Eurotiales; Trichocomaceae
Exons: 3
Coding region: 1-306 (101 amino acids)
Source: RefSeq, a predicted model, not a curated record
AUGCUGAGAUCAAUUCCUUGCAAAUUAAGCGGUGAAUCGCUUAGAAACAAGUCGAAACUGAAUUUCUCUCUCGACUUCACAGACAAGGCGUUCCCAGCCAAGUCAGUUCUCCCUCGGCCCCAGGCUCAGAUUAUAGAGAGACAUGACUCCUACAUGAGGUCCCUCACAACAAUUGUCCUCGUGUGUAUAUUGGUUGCCAAGGCCGCAUCGGGUAUUAGGAUACCAGACUGGGAAACCUAUUUUACUCUCUGUGCUCUGUUUGGUAUUUACUACACUCGACAGCCAACUGCAUACAUUGCCAUGUGA